Molecule: messenger RNA, 2148 nt
Organism: Cynoglossus semilaevis (tongue sole)
Lineage: Eukaryota; Metazoa; Chordata; Actinopteri; Pleuronectiformes; Cynoglossidae
Product: synaptotagmin-1-like
Exons: 9
Coding region: 537-1790 (417 amino acids)
Biological process (GO): synaptic vesicle endocytosis; calcium ion-regulated exocytosis of neurotransmitter
Cellular component (GO): exocytic vesicle; synaptic vesicle membrane; plasma membrane
Molecular function (GO): phosphatidylserine binding; calcium ion binding; clathrin binding
Source: RefSeq, a predicted model, not a curated record
UUCAAUGAGGUCAUAUAAUUUUGGUUUAAAACACAGUUUGUUUCAAGAUGUCGUCCUGCAAAGGCAUGUGACUUUGUCUGGGGAUUACUGAUCACAGUGCCCUCAAUACAGCUGUGCAUCUGCUAAACUGGGGGAUGGUUAAAGUGAAAAUGCAGGCAGCUUGAUGACUGACCGUACUAUUAUUGGAAAGCUAAAUUCACGACUGUCUUUUCAGCCCGGGUGUCAAGAGUUACCUCCCUACUUUAAAAAAAAAAAAAAAGCAUUAAAUGAUAAUACAACCGUAUACAACCGGGGAUCUGUGGACACAGACAUAAACCAACAGAUGUUCAUACCACAGCAGGAUGGGUGGGGAAUGUAGGGAUUAAAACACAGAACAGCUCAAAUGAUUUAGCAGUGAUUUGUUUUGUUGAAAAGUGUGUUCAGUGUGAUUUGAUUUCACGUUGAAUGCUACAGCAGGCCCGAAGAGAAAGAAAAAGAAACGGGUGAAAACAGGUGUUUGUCUGCAAGGAAAUAAGAGGAACACAUCCUGAGCUGGCAUGAAGCUGAGGACAGUGGCUGGUGGUCAGAUGGCUGCAGAAGUACUGGAACCAGAGCAUGAGGAAGGAACCGAGUCAAGUCAUCAUGAGAACUCGCCUCCUGAGCUCACGCACCACCAGGGCCAUAACUACGAGCAUAUAAGGGACAAGUUCCUGAAUGAAAUCACCCAUCUACCAAUUCCCAUGUGGGCAGUAGGGGGCAUUGUUGUGGUGGUCCUGGUCUUGGUGGCAUGCGUCAUCAUCUGUAUGAUCAAAAAAUGUUUUGGGAAAAAGAAAAAGCCCAAGAAGGUGAGGGAAAGUAAAACUGGAAGGCGCAAAAAGAGAAAAGAUGACGAAGGCGAAACUGGAGAGAAGGAGGGCGCAGUGAAAAAUGAGGCAGGGGAAGAUGAAGAGAAAGAGCAGGAGAAGUUAGGAAAGCUGGAGUUCUCCUUGGACUACAACUUCACUGACACCCAGCUCAUAGUGGGCAUCCUUCAGGCCCAGGACCUGGCUGCUAUGGACAUGGGGGGAACAUCAGACCCUUACGUGAAGCUGUUUUUGUUGCCAGACAAAAAGAAGAAGUUUGAGACUAAGGUCCAACGUAAGAAUCUAUGCCCAGUUUUCAAUGAGACCUUCAUUUUUAAGAUUCCAUAUUCGGAGUUGGGUGGAAAGACGUUAGUGCUGCAGGUUUUUGACUUUGACCGCUUUUCCAAGCAUGAUAUGAUUGGUGAAAUAAAGAUUCCGAUGAACAGCGUUGACUUGGGUCAGCCACUGCAACAAUGGAGAGAUCUGGAAAGUGGAGAGAAAGAAGAGCAAGAGAAACUGGGUGAUAUCUGCAUUUCUCUGAGGUAUGUUCCCACUGCUGGCAAACUGACUGUGAACAUCAUGGAAGCAAAAAAUCUCAAGAAAAUGGAUGUGGGCGGCCUUUCAGACCCAUAUGUUAAGAUUAUUCUACAGCAAAACGGAAAACGCAUUAAGAAGAAAAAGACAACUGUCAAGAAAAACACACUCAACCCCUACUUUAAUGAGAGCUUCAGCUUUGACGUUCCUUUUGAGCAGAUUCAAAAAGUUCAGGUGGUGAUCACGGUGUUUGACUAUGACAAACUUGGAAGCAACGACCCCAUUGGAAAGACGUUCAUGGGUUACGGAGCCACAGGUGUUGGUCUGCGCCACUGGUCCGACAUGUUGGCCAAUCCCAGACGCCCAGUAGCCCAGUGGCACACUCUGCUGCCGGAGGAGGAAGUUGAUGCGGCGGUGAAAGCAAAACCUCGUUAGGCUCUCACUCUGUUUUCUCGACCCCCAUGUAUUUUCAUGAUUUCCCCUGAUUUAACAUACAUUGUAGUAGUAGUGUUGCUGUGACGUACUGAAUUGAUUUGUUUUGUCUGUUCAUAUAAUUGAUUGGUACAUAUAUAAAACCUUGAUCACCCACUAUGUAUGAUAAGUUCUUUAGUCAUCCCAAAGUAGCGGUAGCACAGCAGCAAAUACAUCACAAAUUAUAAGAAAGAAAAAGUAUAGCAUAGUUCUAUAGCAGUACAAAUAUUGGAUACCGUAACCGUUGCUGCCUGGCCUUUUUGGCAGUUUGUCAUUAGCAAAUCAGUGGCUAAUGCUAGUAGCUAGUACCAUCCUAAACUUG